AUUCCACUGCUCCAUCUCGAACAAUUUGAAUAGCAAUCAACAAGCCAUGGUUAGUUGUAUUACAAAUCUGUGUAUUCAUCUUCUCUACCAUUUGUCCCAGAUCAUUUAAGAAACUGUUGUCGUUGGCCAUAUUAGUUGCAUUUGUCCAUGAUCUACCGGAAGCCUAUUCCAUCCAUUCUCUCUAAAGUUAUUGGAUAAAUGGUUGGCGUUGAGCAUACUAGUUGCAUGUUUGCUUUGGUUACAAAUCUUUGUUAUCUUCUCUACACUUUUCCUUGCAAUUGAUCUAUUACUGUCGUACAUCCUCUCUUAAAUCAUUGAAGAACUCUUUUGCAGAUCUGUCUUUUAAACCUGUGUUCAUUUCUCCCUUAUUGUUCUUGAUCUGUCUACUUCAUCCAUCAUCUCUUAAAUCAUUGAAGAAAAUAUUGCCCUUGGCCAUAUUAGUCACACUUUUUUCCAAAUCUGUGUUCAUUUUUCUCUACCGUAGUUGAAGAAACCGUUUUAUCCAGGAAUUACGUAAUGGAAACUAUAAAGCCAAUCUAUGACAUUGUGAAGGAUGUUGUUCCUACAGUUUGGGCAUGUGUGAAACACCAAUUAUGCUUUGGUGAUUAUGUUAGUAAAUUCAAAGAAAAGAAAGAAAGCUUGCUGGCAAGACAGGGUGACAUCAAAUCAAAAAUAGAAACACAAUGUUACCCUGGAAAGAUUGAAAGCAGGGAAGUUAAAGAAUGGCUGGACAGAGGGGAUAAAAUAAUUCAAGAUGUUGAAGAUAAAGUCAGCAGAGUGGAAUGCUUCUCUCACAUUUGUGUAGCAAAAUAUUUGGAUGAAAAAAUUGGAGAAAUGAAGGAAAUAUUUGAUGAAGGGGAAAAAUACACUGAGGUUGAAGCAAUUUUGGUGGUUGAUGAUCACUCAAGAAAGGGGAUUGCAGUCCCAACCCCAGAAGUACAAGGCAGGGAUGCUACUAAAACAAAAAUCUUGAAAUAUUUGGUGGAAGACAAUGUUACAAGGAUCGGAGUUUGUGGACUUGGUGGUAUUGGUAAAACAACCAUCAUUAAACUUGUGUACAAUGAACUAUUGAAUAGAGAAACUAAAUUUAAGAAAGUUGUUUUGGUAACAGUAACGAAGCACUUUGAUGUUAUCAAGUUACAAAAAGACAUUGCAAGCCAAUUGAAAAUACCUCUUCUGGAGGAGGAUGCAACUAUGCGUGCAGCAGUGUUGUCAGAAAUGUUGGCAAAGAGUUGCUACUUGUUAAUUUUAGAUGAUGUGUGGGAGCACAUUUCUCUUGAAGAUGUUGGAAUUCCAAAUUUGGUUGGAAGCAACAGUUGCAAGUUGGUGUUGACAACGCGUUUUCAAGAUGUUGCUCGAUGCAUGAAUUGUGAGAUAGUUAAUUUGGAGCCUCUUCCAAAAAAGGAAGCAUUACAACUUUUCUUGAAUAAAGUUGGAAAUGUAGUUUUAUCUGCAGAUGGAGUUAUUAAAAAAGCCAUAAAACCAACUUUGAAGAAGAUUGUGAAGGAGUGUGGAGGUUUGCCUCUUUUAAUUGUCACAGUUGCAAGCAGUAUGACAGGGAUAUCUAGCCCUCUGUUGUGGGAGAAUGCACUAGAUGGGUUGAGAAAUUGUAAAAGAACUAUGGCAAGUACAAGAACAGUGGAAGGUACAAUGAAUGAUGCAUUUGAGAUAUUGAAAUUCAGCUUUGAUCGUUUGAAUGAUGAAAAAAUCCAAAAUUGCUUCUUAUACUGUGCACUAUAUCCUGAAAACUUUGCAAUUCGAAAAUGGAAGCUAAUUGAGUUUUGGAUUGAAGAAGGAUUUAUUGCUCAAAUGGAAACUAGACAUAAGAUGAAUUGUCAGGGCCAGGCUAUUCUAAGGAAGUUGGAAGAUAACUGCUUGUUAGAAACAGUUCAAACUGUGGAAAGUAGAAUACUUGAUGAUGAAGAUGAAAGAGCUGUGAAGAUGCAUGAUCUUCUGAGAGCCAUGGCGUUGGAUAUCACAAGCAAGAGUCCUCGUUUCUUGGUAAAAUCUGGCAUGAACAUCAGAGAGCUACCAAACAAGGAACAAUGGACAGAGGAUUUGAAGAGGGUUUCCUUGAUGAGGAAUUCAAUAGAAGAGAUUCCUAGAGAUUUGUCUUCUCCAGAAUGCCGAAUGCUUACAACUUUGUUGUUGUCUCAUAACAACUUGUCAAACUUUCCAGAUUCCUUUUUUGAGCAGAUGAAUGAACUCAAGAUUCUUGAUCUCUCUAAAAAUCAUGAAGUGAAUAGUCUGCCAAGUUCCAUCUCCAAAUUGAAAAACCUCACCACAUUGUUAUUAAUUGGUUGUGUGCAGCUAAGAAAGGUGCCAGAUUUAUCUAAUUGUCAAGCCAUCACAAAAUUGGACUUUAACAGGUCUGGAAUUGAAGAAAUCCCUGAAGGUAUGGAAAUGUUGGUAAAUCUCAAAUAUCUUAAUCUUAGUAAUACAAAAAUAAGAAAACUCCCCAAAGGAAUAUUGCAUAAACUAUCAUGUCUUCAGAUCCUAGCAUUAAGAAUAGAUGGGAUACAAGUAAAAGGGGAAGACUUAUGGCCAUUAGAGAAAUUAGAAUGCUUUAAUGGGGAUCUAAUCGAUUGGAAUGAGUUGAGCAUUUUCUACAAAAUGAUGCAAAGCAGAAGGGAACGACUCAGAGAUUAUACACUCGGUGUUGGAUCUGGAGGAGAUGUGACUUUCCACUACCUAAAAUACUGGGAGCGAUUGUUUAAAAUAUCAUGUCUACCAAUUGCUUCUGAAAAGCGUGUUCUUCUACCCCACAAUGUUGAGGCAAUUGCAUUAGAAAGAUGUCAUGACUUAAAAUGCGUAGACCAACUUUCUUUCUUGAAGGAUACGGUCAACUUGACAACGUGCUUACUUGCUGAGUGUCAGAGCGUAGAGUUUGUUUUCUCCUCGUUCAACUUCAACCCGCUCCAAUCCCUUCAGUUACUGCUGCUUGCCAAAUUAGAAAACCUAAAAUCCCUUUUUGAAGAAAAAGCUCUUGCUCCAUCAGCACUUUCUUUCCCUCUGAAAACCAUCAUGAUCCACAAUUGCCCUAAAAUAAAAAAGUUGUUCUCACCUAGGUUGCUAGUUUGGCACCUCCAGAAUCUGGAAUGUAUUGUAGUGGUGGAUUGUGAAGAAUUGGAGGAAAUAAUGGCAUCUGAGGAGUCCGAAGAAGAAGAAGAUGGUAAACUCCCUCUCCACAAACUGAAAAUUCUCGGCUUGCAUGGUAUGCCCAAAUUGAAAAGCAUCUGUGGCAGAACCAGAGUGUUGGUGUGCGAUUCUCUUGAGGCUUUGGAAAUCAAAAAUUGUCCGCUGCUGAAAAGAGUUCCUCUUUCACCUCCUCCUUCUCUAAAAGAAAUCCUUGUAUCUUCAAAAGAGUCAUGGGAAUCGUUGGAGUGGGAGCAUCCCAAUGCAAAGGAUAUCCUUUUGCCCUUCGUUGAAUUUGAUGAGGAUUGAAGAACUGGAAAGUGCUCGAUGAUUCACCACAAACAAAGACACACUACUACAUGUUCAGCAGUGCAAUGACAUGGGACAAGAUGAAUAAAUCGCACCCUUUUUUUUUUUCCUUUGUUGUAAUUUCAAAUGUCAAAUUCUAAAUGUAAUGCUUCCUUUGUGUGGCUUGCAUUUCAUUCUGUGUGAAUUAUGUUGUAAAAAUUGAUAUGUUUACUUGUGUCUAGUUUUAUAGUUAUGCUUGUAAUGAUGUUUAUACUUUUUAUUAAGUGGACUGGAUUAUUUGUUUGUUUCCUUUUCUAUAAUGAUGGGAGUUGGCUUUUUAAAUUUCAU
This is a messenger RNA of Rubroshorea leprosula, 3771 nucleotides long. The record is from the annotation of a GenBank genome assembly. Lineage: Eukaryota; Viridiplantae; Streptophyta; Magnoliopsida; Malvales; Dipterocarpaceae.